AUGCUAGAAACACAGGCGCAAGUGCAGGAUGAUCUCAAUAAAUCGUUGGGUGUACUAGCCCAUCUCUUUCCAGAUAUUCGUGUCGAAGUCUUUCGUGAGCUUUUGACGCGCUUUGACGGAAACAGCCGCCUUCAUCUCUGCGUCGAGCAGCUACUGAGACACAAAGACCAGUGGGUGCAAGGGCGGUGGAAGCUGCAGCCUGUGGACGGGGCCGACGAAAGUCAAGAGGAUACCAGUGGUCAUGACCAAGAAGAUAAAGUGCCGCCGCACGAGCUCUUUCGCAGCAAAGAAUACAAAGACACCGUCAAAAUGGUCUUGAGCAAGGAGUUUAGCGCUCUUAGUCGCAGUACCAUUGACGCAGUACUGGCCGAGUCCAACUUUUCGUACACUCGGGCUCGUCCGAUUCUAAAAGAGGUGUCGCGGAAGGGCUGGCGGGCGACGUUGAGUAAUCUGAACCCGUUCAAACGCAAAAAGGACAAAGAUGAAAACCCCCUGGUGGUCUGGGAUCGGUCGGCGGAGGGAGGCCUGCAGCCGCGGCUCAAGAAGACUGGUUCUGGCGAACUCGACCUGGAGUUGUACGAGGUAUUCAUAUUACCUUUUCUCCGUGAUCAGAAGGAGAUGCAAGAGAUUCGGGAUUUUCUUCUCUCGUUGGAGUUGAGUGAGCAGGAAGCAAGGGUUGAAAACGCCCUGUAUGAAUGCCAGUGUUGUCUGGAUGAUGUGACGUUUGAGCAGAUCUCAACGUGCUCUUCAGACGGCCAUGUGAUCUGCUUUAGCUGUAUUCGACGAACAAUGCAUGAAGCUCUUUUCGGCCAGGGCUGGGACAAUUCGGUUUCCCCCGCAAUGUCUACUCUCAAGUGUGUCGCCCCCGUGAGCCACGGUGUUUGCGACGGACAUCUCAGCCCGACGCUCAUCAAACAGGCCAUUCUCCUGGAAAAGGCGGGCUCGGAGACAUACCGCAAGUUUGAAGAACGCGUGGCCUCUGAAGCACUCUUGAAAUCUCGGCUCAAGCUGGUACACUGUCCUUUUUGCACGUAUGCAGAAGUUGACCCAGUCUUCCACCCAGCGAAUCAAAAACUUGAGUGGCAUUACCGGCGCGGCAACAUUUUCACUACGAUUUUAACGACCAUCUUCCUUCUCGAUCUGAUACCCCUACUUAGUAUACCACUUUUAAUACCGCUACUAUUCUACCCCAACACGCUUACUGCCAUAUUCCGCACCUCGCUGCAAAACAUGAGUCUCCGGUCACGCAGCCAGCGGUUUUUAUGCAAAAACCCUUCGUGCCGACGCCCCAGCUGCAUGACCUGCCGCAAGCGUUGGCGAGACCCUCAUUCAUGCGAAGAGCCGCUGCAGCAGUCGCUGCGCACGACAGUCGAAGCUGCGCGCACGGCAUCCAUCAAACGAACCUGUCCUCGAUGCAAUCUGUCGUUUGUCAAGUCCUCUGGCUGCAACAAACUCACUUGCGUGUGUGGCUAUUCCAUGUGCUAUCUCUGCCGCAAGGCACUCAAUAGCACGCCCGGAGACACAACAAAUAAUAAUAAUAACAACAACGACGAAGACGCCGAUGUCGGCUAUAAGCAUUUCUGUGCACAUUUCCGCGUUAACCCGGGCGCUCAAUGUUCGGAAUGCAACAAGUGCGAACUGUACAAGGCCGAAGACGACGAAGAAAUCGCGCGCAGGGCUGGCGAGAAGGCGGAGCGAGAGUGGCGCAUGCGCCAGUCUUUGGCCAAGGGCAGCAGCACUACUUCUAAAGAAAAGGCAGCAGUAAUCCUCAUAGACACAACCUCAUCGUCACUCUGGGACCCAGACUCGGCGCAGCAACAGCAACAUCUCUUACUCAAUUCUGUCCUUCACCAGGGCGGCAAAAACAAUAACAACAAUAACGCCGCCGCGAAUUCGUGGCGCUACUGGUGUAGCGAGGUCUGGAGAGACGGGCGAUGGAGAUGGGAGGUUCAGGCUGCCGCGGAUAUGAUUGUUGAAAAGGUCAUUGUGGUUGAUGUUUAG
Molecule: messenger RNA, 2001 nt
Organism: Talaromyces rugulosus
Lineage: Eukaryota; Fungi; Ascomycota; Eurotiomycetes; Eurotiales; Trichocomaceae
Exons: 1
Coding region: 1-2001 (666 amino acids)
Source: RefSeq, a predicted model, not a curated record